This is a messenger RNA of Fraxinus pennsylvanica, 1881 nucleotides long. The record is from the annotation of a GenBank genome assembly. Lineage: Eukaryota; Viridiplantae; Streptophyta; Magnoliopsida; Lamiales; Oleaceae.
AUGGAAGUCCUUCUCUUCCUCUUCUUCCCCGUCACCGUUUUCUCGGAUUUAUCCGUUGAUAGAUCCGCCCUUUUGGCCCUACGAGCCUCCGUAGGUGGUCGCACUCUCUUUUGGAACACCACCCUAACCACCCCAUGCAACUGGCCAGGCGUCCUAUGUGAAAACGAUCGAGUAACCGUGCUCCGCCUCCCCGCCGCCUCCCUCUCCGGCGUCAUACCGCCAAAUACCCUAUCUAAUAUCACUCUCCUCCGCACUCUCAGCCUCCGUCUCAACCACCUCUCCGGCCUGCUACCCUCUGACCUCUCCCAUCUCUCUCGACUCCGCAAUCUUUACCUUCAGGGGAACCAGUUUUCGGGCCCUGUGCCGGAAUUCAUCUUCUCUGUUCAUGGUGUCGUGCGCUUGAAUCUUGCGCAAAACAAUUUUUCUGGAGAAAUCCCAUCUGGGUUUAACAACUUGACGCGGUUGAAGACUCUUUAUUUGGAGAACAAUGGGUUUACUGGGGUUCUGCCGGAGCUUGAACUCCCAAAUCUUGAGCAGUUCAAUGUGUCUUUUAAUAGUUUAAAUGGUUCUGUGCCGAAAGGGCUUGAAGGGAAGCCUAAAAGUGCUUUUUUGGGGAAUUCUUUCUGUGGGAAGCCUCUUGAUAAUGCUUGCGCUGAUUCUGUGAGUCCAAAGGGUGUUAAAAUUUCAGGGAAAAGUAGUGAAAAGGGGUUGUCUGGAGGUGCAAUUGCUGGGAUUGUAAUUGGAUCUGUUGUUGGCUUACUUUUAUUGUUGCUUGUGUUGUUUAUAUUGCUGAGGAAGCGGAGUGGGAACAAUGCGAGGUCUGUAGAUAUGCCGGAGAUUAAGAAUCAAGAAACUGAGGCGGGCGAAAAGUCAGGUGUGGAGGCAGAGAAUGCUGAUGUGAUUUCGGCUGCAGCAAUUCCAUCUCAUUGGGAAAAUAGAACGAAUGCAGCUGCCAAGAAACUGGUGUUUUUUGGGAACACUUCGAGGAUGUUUGAUUUGGAGGAGUUGUUGAGAGCUUCUGCCGAGGUUUUGGGGAAGGGAACAGUUGGAACUACCUACAAGGCGGUUAUGGAAGUCGGCGCUAUGGUGGUUGUGAAAAGGUUGAAGGAUGUUACUUUUUCAGAGAAGGAGUUCAGGGAGAAAAUUGAAUGGAUGGGAGUCAUGAAUCAUGAGAAUUUGGUACCUCUCAGGGCUUAUUAUUACAGCAGGGAGGAGAAGCUUCUUGUCUAUGAUUAUAUCCCAAUGGGGAGCUUGUCUGCACUUCUUCAUGGAAACAAAGGAGCUGGCAGGACACCGUUGAAUUGGGAAGCCUGGUUCGGCAUUGCCCUUGGAGCUGCCCGUGGCAUUGAAUACCUGCAUUCGCAAAGUCCCAAUAUCUCCCAUGGAAACAUCAAAUCGUCCAAUAUUCUCCUCACUAGGUCCUAUAAGGCACAAGUUUCAGAUUUUGGACUAAACCACCUGGUUGCACCUCCAUCCUCUCCCACCCAAGUUGCUGGAUAUCGUGCACCAGAAGUGACUGACACUCGUAGAGUCUCUCAAAAGGCCGACGUUUAUAGCUUUGGCGUGGUGGUCCUGGAGCUUCUUACAGGGAAGGCACCCACUCAUGCCCUCCUGAAUGAGGAAGGCGUUGACUUGCCAAGAUGGGUUCAGUCAGUGGUUCAAGAGAAGUGGACUUCUGAAGUUUUUGAUCUUGACCUCCUCAGGUACCAGAAUGUUGAAGAGGAAAUGGUGCAACUCUUGCAAGUUGCAGUCGACUGCACCGCUCAGUACCCCGACCAGCGCCCUUCAAUUUCUGAAGUUGCAAGGCGGAUUGAAGAUCUCCACCCCUCAAGCUUACCAUAUGAUCAAGAACAGUCUGAUCAUGUGAGUGAAGCACAAUGA